Molecule: messenger RNA, 438 nt
Organism: Dendrobium catenatum
Lineage: Eukaryota; Viridiplantae; Streptophyta; Magnoliopsida; Asparagales; Orchidaceae
Product: ring-infected erythrocyte surface antigen-like
Exons: 1
Coding region: 1-438 (145 amino acids)
Source: RefSeq, a predicted model, not a curated record
AUGCCUAAUCAAGAACCGGAAAUCCAAUGGCGUCUCUGCUCGGAGAUUCGAGUACUGGAAGAAAAUAUAGAUGAUCAAAAUAUAAAAGAAGAAGAAUACCUCGAAGGGGGUGAAAAUAUUGAAGAAAAUAUGGAAGAAAAUAUCAAGGAAUAUAUGGAGGAAAACCUGGAAGAAGGGUUAGAAGAAAUAAAUAACGCCAUGGAUAUGGAAGUUGUCUAUAUGGUGACAUAUAUAGACAUUGAUGAUGGCGCCAAUUAUGAUGAUAAUGAAGAUGAAGAGCGUUGGCAACAGCCACCCAGGCAAGUAUACCGUCGUCGUCGUAGAGAAGGGUCCACCAUUGGCAGAAGUCAUCAUUCUCAAGAAGAAGAAGAAGAAGUGGAAGAAAUAGAUGAAAAUCCUUCUGAUGCCAAAAAUGUCACACUCGCUGAAAUGCGGUGA